Messenger RNA from Lathyrus sativus (Indian pea), 1368 nucleotides. Lineage: Eukaryota; Viridiplantae; Streptophyta; Magnoliopsida; Fabales; Fabaceae. The record is from the annotation of a GenBank genome assembly.
AUGUUAGCAAUUGCAAGAGCAACAUCAACAACAACAAUGUUCAAUUUCUCCACCCUUGUUCAUAAUCCUCAAUCCAACACACUCUUCUUCUCUCCCUUCCCAUUCUCCCCUUCUUCUGCCACACCCCGCAAGUUUCAAUCUUUCAAACCCCCCACAAACUGGAACCUCCACAAUUCUCUCUCCUCAUCCUACCAAAACGAAAACGACGAAGAACAUGUAAUCGGAGAUUGUCUCGUCUUCGAGGAAGGCAUUUUCGAAGACCCCAUUUUUCCUAUUCCUUCCGACAACCUCGUAGACAGCAAAAAACCAAAACCCAGUUCAAAGAAAAAGAAGAAGAAAACGGCGGUAAUUAAGUCUGAGAAUCUGGUUCCUGACAAGUGGAGAGAUGUUCAAGCAGAGGUGAACAUAACGAAGAAAGAGAGACGUAAGAUAGCUCAGGAAAUUGAGUUCAAUAGUAAGGUUUUGAAGAAGAAAGGAGGGUUGGUUCCUUUGAGGAAUAUGAAUUUGGAUGAUUAUAAGGCUUAUAGAGAUGCUAUGUUGGCUAAGUUGAAACCUGUGGUUCUUGAUAUGCCUCCAAGUUUUAGUUUUGCCGACAGAGAGGAAGAGUUGGAAGAUGAAUUGAAUGAUGGGUUUGGUGAAGAACGUGUUAAGCCUAAGAAUCCUAGGUGGGCUGUUUAUGGGAGAGGUUUUGAGGAUGUCAAUGAGUUUUUGAAUAGUCAAAGUUAUGACCUUGCUCUUAAGAAAACUCAAGGUCGUCUUAAGUUGUUUACAAAGGAGGAGAAGGCUUUGUUGAAUAAGAUUAAGCCAGACUUGUCAGUUGCUACUUCGGAUAAAUGGCUUCCUCUGCAUACUUUUGCUGCGAGCGCCGAAUCUUUCCUCUUACAAACUUUGUUGAAGCACGAUGUUGAUAUUAAUGCUAUGGAUAAGGAUGGUUUGACUGCUCUUUCCAAAUCGAUAGUUGGAAGAAAGCGUGCCAUAACUAAUCUUCUCCUGCUAAACUCGGCCAAUCCCUUUGUACAAGAUAAUGAUGGGGCCACCUUGAUGCACUAUGCUGUACAAACAGCUUCUGUCCCAACAAUUAAAGUGCUCUUGUUGUAUAAUGUGGAUAUAAAUCUUCAGGACAAUGAUGGCUGGACACCAUUACAUCUUGCUGUUCAAACUCAGAGAAAUGAUGUAGUAAAGCUUCUGCUGAUUAAAGGUGCUGAUGAGACAUUAAAAAACAAGGAUGGUUUAACUCCACUCGACAUUUGCCUCUACUCUGGUCAAAGUAUCAGAACAUAUGAGUUAAUCAAGUUGCUGAAGCAGCUUCCAAGACGCUCUAAAAAUGCUCGAAAAAAUAAAUCUCUUGAAGCAGCUUCCACGGACUAA